This is a messenger RNA of Leguminivora glycinivorella, 4679 nucleotides long. It is a transcript of the gene capu, whose product is annotated as protein cappuccino. Gene Ontology annotation, molecular function: microtubule binding. The record is from RefSeq and is a predicted model, not a curated record. Gene Ontology annotation, cellular component: cytoplasm. Lineage: Eukaryota; Metazoa; Arthropoda; Insecta; Lepidoptera; Tortricidae.
UUUUUAUAUUCCAUGUAAAUAGUAGACCCAAUGUUUUUACAAAAACAACGAAAACCCUCAGACAAGUUCGUUAAGUAGAAAUAGUAAAUUAGCAAAGAGUGUUUCAGAAAUGGGCAACAUUCAAGGAAACGAAAAACAAAGUAAGACGGGCAAGUCACCAGCGAAAGGGCGGAAUUUUUUGAAAAACAGAAAAUCACCCGGCAGGGACAGCAAGAAACAUGGAAGGAAAAAGAGCGGCGGCAAGCGAGGGGCCGGCGACACGUUCGAUAAAACGCCCGACUCCGAUAAUAUUGAAGUGGAGGCGUCAGAUAACGACACGCUCGAGUGCGCGUCGAAAACGGGAGGGAGCGCGUUGUCCGCCAGUCAGUCGGAGGUAACGGUGUCCCGGGGCUCAGAGGCGCGGUCAGCGACCCGCGCGCCCUCCACACCCGACUCGCUCGCGGACCAGCUGCCGCUCGCCGCCGUCGAGCUCAACCAGUGCUACUACUCGGCCGAGAGCAGCGCGCACGACGACGCGCACACGCUCACUCCCAUGCCGCACGACGGCGACGACGCGACCUCCUUGCUCGACCUAGACAAAGAAGAUAAAUCUGACGUGUUCGAUGACAGUGACAAGAGUGACAAUGUUAUGGGGUUGUCUGGGAGCCGCGGGGAGAGAUUGGAGCGGCUCACGCACGAGUGCGGGCACGAGUUCCGCGAGUACCGGCUGAAGGCGGCGCCGGCGCAGUCCUCGUUCACCGUGUCGCGGCACCGCCGGGUGGAGCUGCCGCCGGUGCCUGCCGUGCCCGCCGAGUCUGAGCCCAAACCCGCGCCCGCGCCGCCGCACGAUAAUGUUUCAGAAGAACGACGAACAUUGAGCGUGAGCGACGCGCUACCGGAGUCCAACGUGCUUCGGAAAGUCGCGUCGCUCACUCUAGACAAGCAUUCUGAGCCAAAAGUGCAGCGCCCCAACUUCGUACCGGAGAAGCUCAACUUCCAGCUGUAUGAGAAGUUUGAAGGGCUUAUGCUCCUCAACUGGUUCAUAUCGUCGAUCGCGGAGAACAGUUACUUGAAAAACCUCCUGUGCGCACAAGACCUGAAAAGCCUUGGAAUUCAAUACUGUACGCACCUGCUAGCCGCGGGGGUGCUCCGCCAGAUCCCAGAUAAGGAUGCGCCCACGGAGAAUAUUUUUAAGCCUAAUUUAAUGUACUACUGGGCCCACAUGGAAACCCCCAUCUCUCAGCCCAUCACCCCUGGACGGUUGCUUGUCUCCUGGCCAGACAAGGAUGUCUACAGCAUCGCCCAGGAGCACAUCACAAACAUGCGCAACGAAAACCACAGAUACACCAACCAAAACAACAAUGAUGAAAUAGCCGAUAUAGCAGAAGCAAAAGCAGUCAUAGCGCAGCUCAGAAAUAGACUAAUAGAUUUAGAAUUACAAAUUGAGAAAUUAAAAUUAACCGCUCAAAUUGAAACAAUCAACAAAAAUUUGGAAAACUGUUUUGAUUAUCCCGAGAAACUAAGCAAAUCAGUAGACAAAGAGAUACAAACUUCCAUAGAAACACUUCCCGAACCUGUGAUAUCUUCGCCCACUAAUCAGUGUGUAAGAACAAGAGAUUUAGAUGUAAGCACAGUAGCUUGUAAUACUGAACCUAUUAACAUUCAAAGUGAAGGAUCUGAUAGCAUAGAAAAUUAUUGUAAGCUAAAUAAAAUACGAGAUUAUGAAGCACAUAAAGAACCUGACAAUGAAAGACUGGAUAAAAAUGAAGAAAAAGAUGUUAAAGAAACAUCAGAAAAAGCUUUAACAGACUCCUUAGGAAGCUCAGAAGCUUCGUUCUUUAGUAUUACCAACACCGAUUUAAUUACUAGUAGUACUCAUGAAUGUUCCUCCGAUAUACUUAGGAAAGACAGUGAAUCAAAGGCAGCAGUAAACAUUCCAAUUACAGAAGUAUUAUAUAGAAAUAAUGAUGUUCAAGUUAAUACAAUGGCAACUGAAACUAGUAAGUUACUAAUAGAGAGCACAUGCAUUUCAUCAAAAUUACAAAGUGAUGCUAAACAAAAGCAAACAUCAGAACCGAGCAGCCUGAAGACUGUGCCACCCGCGCCUCCUCUACCGGAGUCUUUGGAGCCUACGACAGACCCACCUCCCCCCACAUCUCCCGACAAAUCACAAGCCUCGAAACCGACUUCUCCCAUCUCAUCAAAUGUAUCUACUUCAACAGAUCUCUCCACCGUUAAAAAACCAAUAGCAACUAUUACAAGCUCUCCUCCAAAAACUCCUUCACCUGUUCCACCGCCUCCACCGAUGCCCGAUCUAGUUCCUAUGCCUCCACCGAUGCCAGAAACAUGUCCCGUACCCCCUCCGAUGCCCGAUAUGGGGCCACCUCCUCCACCGAUGCCCAAUAUGGGGCCUCCUCCCCCACCGAUGCCUUGUACGGGGCCACCUGCCCCGCCGAUGCCGCCACCACCGCCACCUAUGCCCGCUAUGGGGCCCCCACCUCCUCCCAUGCCUGGUAUGGGGCCCCCACCUCCUCCUAUGCCGGGUAUGGGGCCACCGCCGCCCCCAAUGCCGGGAAUGGGGCCCCCACCACCACCUAUGCCCGGUAUGGGUCCUCCACCACCCCCCAUGCCGGGCAUGGGUCCCCCUCCGCCGCCGGCGCCCGCGCCGCCGCCGCCGAGCAUGGGCCCUGCGCCCUUCCCGGCUCCACCUGUAGGCGGCUGGACUAUGCAGAGAGCGACCUUAAGAAAGAUUCCGGUAAAGCCCGCGGCGCCAAUGAAACCUCUAUACUGGACGCGCAUCCUCGCCCCUCCCGCGCCGCAGGCCUCCGGCGAGGCCCCGCAGGCCUCCCUCAAGCCGCUCUGGCUCGAAAUAGAAGAGACCAACCUAGACAACAUCGACGAAUUCGCAGACCUCUUCUCGAGACAAGUCGUCAAAGCACCGGUCAAAAAAAAGGUUGAAGUGAAGACGAAAAUCCAGCCGGUUAAAAUACUGGAGAGCAAGCGAUCACAGAAUGUGGGCAUUUUGGCGCAGAGCUUACAUGUUGAGUUUUCGGAGAUAGAGAAUGCGAUUUAUAAUUUUGAUACUUCGGUUGUGAGUUUGGAGGCGUUGCAGCAGAUAUAUGAAAUGAGAGCGACCGACGAAGAGCUGUCCCAGAUUAAACACCACUUAAAAACCAAGCCAGACGUGCCACUAGACAAGCCAGAAGCGUUCCUGCACGACCUCUCCGGUAUUCCCAACUUCGCGGAGCGGAUAUCCUGCUUCAUGUUCCAAGCGGAGUUCGAGGAUGCAGUCAGUACCACCAUGCACAAGUUGGAUAACUUGAAGCAUACUUGUGAGUUUUUAAUGACAAGUGAGGCGCUAAAGCGGGUGUUCGCGAAUCUAACACUAGGCAACUACAUGAACGGCGGCAACGGACAGCGCGGCCAGGCUGACGGAUUCGGGCUUGAAAUACUCUCCAAACUCAAGGACGUUAAGUCAAAGCGCUCAACGGUGACGCUGCUCCACUUCAUCGUCCGCACGUACAUGCGGGCGGCCGGCGUGGGCACUCCGCUGCCGGUGCCCGAGCCGGGCGACGUGGCCAGAGCGGCCGCCAUUGACUUCGCGGACGUCGCCAAGUCGCUCGCCGACCUCACUCAACAACUAACAGCGUGCAAAGAGAAAACCAAGAAAGUUCUAGAAAAAACCGACGCACAACGGAGCCCCGAAGAGACCGAACCAAAGCGCAUAGAUGUUUUCGAAGAGAAAAUGGGCACUUUUCUCACCGCCGCUGAAGAAAAGUUGAAAGCAGAACACGAAAAUCUAGAAGAGUGUCGAAGCAAGUUCUCGACCGUGAAGUUCUAUCAAUAUACUCCUAAAGUUGGCAAGUUGGAGGAUUGCGAGCCGAAGGAAUUUUUUUCGCUGUGGACGAGUUUUUGCAGCGAUUUUAAGGAUAUUUAUAAGAAGGAGGAGCAGAUUGCUAUUAAGGAGAAACUAAAAGAAGCCAAGAAGCAUCAAGAAGAACGAAAAUCUCAAAGUAUAGUGCAACCGAAAAAAGAAGGCGGCUUGAAGGCACGGCUACAGAAGCUCUCUAGCACCUCUAAGAAGUAAACAUAUAUACUCUGGCACCGCUACAGUGUCAGUAGAAACCGAAGACAGAUAAAAAAAUCGUAAAGGGUGACCUCAAAAAUCGUAAAGGGUCCAAAAAAAAAAAGAACGUAUUCCCGUCUUAAAGGCCAGCAACGGCAGCGCACCUCAAACCCUUCUUGUUUCGGGUGUCCUUGGGUUGCGGUGAUCGCCUUCUUUCUACUGGCAAAGUGGUCGUACCUAAGUAUAAGUUAUGGCAUUUAUUAUUAUGUACGUUACGCUACGCGUCACUUUCGUUUGUUAUAUUUAAGAAAGAGACGUAGGUGGCAAAAGUUUGCCAUUCUUGCCUGUAUUUAUUAUAUACGAUUAUAAAUUUGCGCGUAAGGGCUGUGAAAAACAUUAUAUAUUUACUAGCGACCUGAUAAAAACCGCAUCAAAAUCCGUUACAUAGAUUUAAAGAUCUAAACAUUAUCAUCAUCUAAGCAUACAGAAGGACAGACAGCGGGAAACGUCUUUGUUUUAUACUAUGUAGUGAUUAGUCACCCAAGUCUGUCUAAAAUCAAAUUUCAUAAAUUUUUCAAAAAUCGAUCACACGUUGGAUAAUGGCGAUCAAAUAUAUGAAAGAGGCGCGUUCCUA